AUGUGUACCCUUGUUCUACCACCUGCUCCUCCUUCCCCUAAAGACGAUGCCAUGCAACUUCACCGUGCUUUCAAAGGUUUUAGGUGUGAUACAAGUACUGUCAUCAAUAUACUUGCUCACAGGGAUGCUACUCAGCGUGCCUCUCUACAGCAUGAAUACACGUCUAUGUAUUCUCACGACCUUCUCAAACGAAUUUCUUCCAAGCUUUCUGGCAGGUUGGAGAAUGCACUUCUACUUUGGAUGCAUUGCCCUGCUGGACGCGACGCCGUCAUUCUUAAGCAGACUCUAACCGUCAACAAAAACCUUGAAGCUGCCACUGAAAUUAUAUGUUCCCGAACUCCAUCCCAACUACAAUGUUUAAGGCACAUUUACUAUAAUAAAUUCAGCAUUUAUCUUGAACGUGAUAUUCAAACAAAUACCUCUAGCUAUCAUAAAAAGAUUUUACUAGCAUAUGUAAGCACACCGCGCCACGAAAGCCCUGAGGUUGAUAAAGAAAUGGCUGAGAACGAUGCAGUGGUUCUGUACAAAGCUGGUGAGAAGAGACUGGGAACGGAUGGGAAAACUUUCGUGCGAAUAAUCAGUGAACGGAGUGCGGCACAGUUGGCUACGAUAAAUCAGUUUUAUCGUAGCAAGUAUGGACAUUCACUGAAAAAGGCAAUAAAGAAACAAACAUCAGGGAGUUUUGGCCGUGCACUUUUGACAAUAGUUCAAUGUGCCGAGAAUCCUGCCAAGUAUUUUGCAAAGGUCUUACGUAGAGGAAUGAAAGGUUUAGGGAGGGAUGACAAGAGACUUACAAGGGUGAUUGUAACAAGGUGUGAGAUUGAUCUACAUUAUAUCAAAGCCGAAUAUUUAUAUAAAUACAAGAAGACGCUGAAUGAUGCAGUUCACUCGAAAACAUCUGGCCACUACAGGGCGUUUCUGCUCUCACUUUUAAAUCCCUUCCAGUAG
This is a messenger RNA of Lathyrus sativus (Indian pea), 948 nucleotides long. Lineage: Eukaryota; Viridiplantae; Streptophyta; Magnoliopsida; Fabales; Fabaceae. The record is from the annotation of a GenBank genome assembly.